This is a messenger RNA of Dermochelys coriacea (leatherback sea turtle), 1750 nucleotides long. RefSeq lists its product as uncharacterized. NCBI's taxonomy places the organism in Eukaryota, Metazoa, Chordata, Testudines, Dermochelyidae. The record is from RefSeq and is a predicted model, not a curated record. The transcript is spliced from 7 exons. Gene Ontology annotation, molecular function: oxidoreductase activity. Bases 335 to 832 code for a protein of 165 amino acids.
GCAGGGUACGUCCCAUCAAGGUGGAUAUUCCCAUGAUGCUGUGGUGUAUGCACUACAAAAAUGUGGCAUUCGUCAUAUUGAUACAGCAAAAAGAUACGGCUGUGAAUCUCUCCUUCAGAAAGCUAUCAAAGAAAGUGAUGUGAAACGAGAGGACCUCUGGAUAACUACCAAACUCUGGCAUACCGACUAUGGCUAUGAAAACACAAAACAAGCCUGCCUGGAAUCAUGCAGAAGACUUGGUGUUCAGUACCUCGAUCUUUAUUUGGUACACUGGCCUGAUGCACAAGUUCCUGGUAAAAGUAAUCGUGAGGUCCGAGCUGAAACCUGGAGAGCCAUGGAGGACCUAUAUGAGAAAGGUAUAUGUCGGUCUAUUGGUGUCAGCAAUUUUCUCAUUAAUCAUUUGGAGCAACUUGAGGAAGAUUGUAAGAUAACCCCACAUGUUAAUCAGGUUGAAUAUCACCCUUUCCAAAGGCCCCAAGAGCUGGUGGAUUAUUGUAGAAGUAGAAACAUUGUUUUUGAAGGCUACUGCCCAUUAGCCAAAGGCGAAGCUCUUACUCAUCCUAAUAUAAUUCAGCUGGCAAAGAAAUAUGGCAAAACCCCUGCACAGAUCUGUAUACGUUGGAGCAUACAGAAUGGGAUUGUCACUAUUCCAAAAUCUACAAAAAUAGAAAGGAUACGGGAAAACUGUGAGUGUUUAGCUCUGAUGCUCUGUCCAGUAAUGGCAAGUUUGCUGGUGAGACAGAGAAAGCUAACAGUAGAAUUUUGCUGGACUGAUUUGCAUCAUUGGAGUAAAAGUGAGUUUGAGCAUAUCUUUCCACUACAUUUUUGUUAGUAUUAUGUUAUCCAGUUGCACCACUAGGGCACUUCUGUUAUUAUUUUAAUAAGUGCAAAAAAAGGUACGUAGUGAUGGGAUAUAGUCAAGUUUCUUAGGACUUUGGAUGCAAUGACUUCUGGUAAAAGUAUUUCAAGUCACUUACUGAACUCCUUUCAAUCCUAUUUUCAUUUCCUGCUGCUGACUUUCUCUUUUUUUUUUUUCCCCUUUCUCUGUCUAUUGCAGUGACAUUAAUAAACUCAGUGCUGUACUUGUAAUUCAGACACUAAUGUGCUAACGCUUAUUAAUUCUUACUGUUUUGGAACUAAGCUGCUCCUGAUUUCACCCAUUUUUUACUGGUCUAGUUCACAAAAAUAAGUUGUAUUAUAUGGAAACACAAAACACUAAUUUAGGCUUUGCAACAAAUAAGUGAAAUAUGUUUUUCAAUAUCACUUUGAAAUAGAAGUCAGUUUAAUUAAUGCUAAAUUACAGUCUAAACCCCCAGGGCUCUUAUGACACUCAUAUACACAUUAAAUAAGUUAACCAUGAUUCAUAUUAUUAUGUUAUUUAACAAUAGAAUGAAACCUGAUUUUAUUAUUUGAUAGCAUAUUUAUAGUAAACAAUCUUUACCUGCUUUACUCUAAUCAUUGUAUUAUUUCCUUUAAACCUAGGUUUUUGAUUUUAGUCUGAAGAAAGAAGAUCUGGAAUUUUUAGAUUCUUUGAACAUCAACAAAAAACUGAUUAACCUAACCUAUCCAUUAUGGAAAGGAUAACUUCAAACCAGAUUGUUCUAACCUGCAACAACUGAAACACUAAUACAUUUUGAACUGCACACAACUGUUUCAAAUCUACAUUGUUCUGUUACCUUUAAAGCUCCUGGCAGUAGCUUAUGAUGUUGACUAUUGUAUGCACAAAGUGAAUUAAAUGUGGCUUAGUUUC